AUGUCUGAUUAUGAAGCUCUCCUACAGUUUAACCGAACACGAGUGUCGCUAGAGAUGGUGUAUUUUUUGGCUUCGACAACUGCUUCGAUCAUACAAGUUCGCGAAAGACGUGGGACGCCAAAUGUAUCACUGGUCGAUUUCAUCAAAGGAUUGAUCACACGCUCCAAUGUUCAGACCCCCACUCUCAUGUCAACGGCAGUGUAUUUGACUCGCCUCAGAUCAAUCAUUCCUGCAUCUGUCUAUGGAAUCGAGUCCACGAGACAUCGGAUCUUCUUGGGUUGUCUGAUCCUCGCUGCCAAGAACCUCAACGACUCAUCUCCUUUGAAUAAGCACUGGGCAUCAUAUACUGAUGGCCUACUUGACAUAUCCGAGGUCAACACAAUUGAAAGAGAGCUGCUUGAAUACUUCGACUGGAAUCUCAAAAUCUGCACACAAGAUUUGACCACCUGUUUAGCUCCCUUCUUGAAGCCUAUCAAGGAUGAUCUCGUUGCUCAGAAACAGGAUCUCUUGUUGUUCAACUCCCCGCUUCCUGGAUGUAUGCGUGCCCAAAUCUAUGAAGAAUCUCAUUCGCGCUCUUCGAGUAGCAUGUCAAUUCCAUCGCUUGUUUCCAGUGCUACUAUGUCCACCAUAUCGACUACAGACUCGAGAAGAACUCCAAUUAUGAGUCACCCCUCCGGUAAUAUUUACUGCAUUAAGGAGGAGGACAGCCAUCACAUUAAAAACAAUUCAAUCCAAUCUUCAAAAGAUGUAUAUGACAUUCAGGGAAAACACAUCAGUGAUAAGUUGAGUUCAGGCGUGUCUCACAAUUCACAGGGAAGGAAGAAAAGUGAUAGUAUGGCAAGGCCUAUUAUACUGAAGACUGGGUUAACAAAGCCAGUGAACAAUAUGUCAUCCAGUUCUAGUAAAUUUGGGCUGAGAUCUAAUUGGGCUUCUAUUUUCAAAUAA
Lachancea fermentati is the source of this 945-nucleotide messenger RNA. Lineage: Eukaryota; Fungi; Ascomycota; Saccharomycetes; Saccharomycetales; Saccharomycetaceae. The record is from the annotation of a GenBank genome assembly.